This is a messenger RNA of Oryza brachyantha (malo sina), 981 nucleotides long. RefSeq names its product aquaporin NIP3-3-like. The record is from RefSeq and is a predicted model, not a curated record. Gene Ontology annotation, molecular function: channel activity. Gene Ontology annotation, biological process: transmembrane transport. The transcript is spliced from 3 exons. Gene Ontology annotation, cellular component: membrane. Lineage: Eukaryota; Viridiplantae; Streptophyta; Magnoliopsida; Poales; Poaceae. Bases 1 to 894 code for a protein of 297 amino acids.
AUGGAUGUUUCGUCACCGGCUCAGCCGCCGGCGUCCACCUCCUCCGCAGCCGCCGCCGCCGCCGCCACAAAUUUGGAACCCACCAGUUCCGACGGCAGAAGCCAUGGCUCCAAGAUCAUGCCAUUCGAGCUGGCCGUCACUGAUCCCGAGGAGCCACAGCCCUCUCAUGGACCUCGUCGCCGGCGUGGUCGUCGUCGUCCUCCAUGGCGUCCAUGUCCAUCGUCCCUCCCGAAGGAGGACGCCGUGCCGCUCAUCAAGAAGACGGCGGCCGAGUUCCUCGGCACGUUCGUCCUCAUCUUCGCCAUGCUCUCCACCAUCGUGGUCGACGCGCAGCACGGCGGCGUGGAGGGCCUCCUCGGCGUGGCGGCGUCGAUCGGGCUCGCCGUGACGGUGCUCAUCAUGUCCCUCGUCCACGUCUCCGGCUGCCACAUCAACCCGGCGGUCAGCGUCGCCAUGGCGGCGUUCGGCCGCCUCCCGCCCGCCCACCUCGCCCCCUACGUCGCCGCGCAGGUGCUCGGCGCCGCCGCCGCCGCGUUCGCCGUCGAGGGGAUCCACCACCCGGCGAGCCGCGGGUGGAUGGUGACGGUGCCCAGGGUCGGGACGGUGGAGGCGUUCUUCCUCGAGUUCGUCACCACCUUCGUCCUUCUCUUCGUCAUCACGGCACUCGCCACCGAUCCUAAUGCAGUUAAAGAGUUGAUAGCAGUGGCGGUCGGAGGAACAGUGAUGAUGAACGUUCUUGUUGCAGGGCCAUCAACAGGAGCAUCAAUGAACCCUGCAAGAACACUUGGCCCGGCCAUUGUUACUGGGAAUUACACCAAGAUAUGGGUCUAUAUGGUUUCUACCCCACUGGGUGCACUAGCUGGAACGGGGGCUUAUGCUGCAAUCAAGCUGUGAUUACCAACAGUUGGGAAAAAUAUUCAGAUAGCAGAGGCCAGUUUAUGUGUUGUGUGUAGUCCUAACCGGUCCAAUCAAAGACGUAUU